Molecule: messenger RNA, 6144 nt
Organism: Meriones unguiculatus (Mongolian gerbil)
Lineage: Eukaryota; Metazoa; Chordata; Mammalia; Rodentia; Muridae
Gene: Ablim1
Product: actin binding LIM protein 1
Exons: 23
Coding region: 213-2213 (666 amino acids)
Biological process (GO): cytoskeleton organization; lamellipodium assembly; cilium assembly
Cellular component (GO): stress fiber; actin cytoskeleton
Molecular function (GO): actin filament binding
Source: RefSeq, a predicted model, not a curated record
UGGUCCACCCCCAAGACCCUCACCACUCCUCAGAGAAGCCUGUCAUUCAUUGCCACAAAUGCGGGGAGCCAUGCAAGGGCGAAGUGCUUCGUGUCCAGACCAAGCAUUUCCACAUCAAAUGUUUCACCUGCAAAGUGUGUGGCUGCGACCUGGCCCAGGGAGGCUUCUUCAUAAAGAGCGGGGACUAUCUGUGCACCCUGGACUACCAGAGGAUGUACGGGACACGGUGCCACGGCUGCGGGGAGUUCGUGGAGGGCGAGGUGGUCACGGCCCUGGGCAAGACCUACCAUCCCAGCUGCUUUGCCUGUACCAUCUGCAAGCGCCCGUUCCCACCCGGAGACCGAGUCACCUUCAAUGGGAGAGACUGCCUUUGUCAGCUCUGUGCACAGCCUGUGUCUUCCAGCCCUAAAGAAGCCACCUGCUCCAGCAACUGCGCUGGCUGCGGAAGGGACAUUAAGAACGGGCAGGCCCUGCUGGCUCUGGACAAGCAGUGGCAUUUGGGCUGCUUCAAGUGCAAGUCCUGUGGGAAGGUCCUCACCGGCGAGUACAUCAGCAAGGAUGGCUCCCCAUACUGUGAGAAGGACUACCAGGGUCUCUUCGGAGUCAAGUGUGAGGCCUGUCAGCAGUUUAUCACAGGAAAAGUCCUGGAGGCAGGGGACAAGCAUUACCACCCCAGCUGUGCGCGAUGCAGCAGAUGCAACCAGAUGUUCACAGAAGGGGAGGAGAUGUACCUGCAAGGUUCUACCGUGUGGCAUCCGGACUGUAAGCAGUCCACGAGGACAGAGGAGAGGCUAAGGCCCACCAGGACAUCCUCUGAGAGUAUUUACUCCAGACCAGGCUCCAGCAUCCCUGGCUCGCCAGGCCACACCAUCUAUGCAAAGGUUGACAAUGAGAUCCUGGAUUACAAGGAUUUAGCAGCCAUCCCCAAGGUCAAGGCAAUCUAUGACAUCGAACGCCCGGAUCUCAUUACGUACGAGCCUUUCUACACAUCAGGCUACGAGGACAAGCAGGAGAGACAGAGCCUUGGAGAGUCUCCGAGGACUUUGUCUCCCACUCCAUCUGCAGAAGGCUGCCAGGAUGCCCGGGAUCGGAUGAUCCACAGGUCCACCAGCCAGGGCUCCAUCAGUUCCCCGGUGUACAGCCGCCACAGCUACGCCCCGACCACGUCCCGCUCACCCCAGCAUUUCCACCGCCCCGAGCUUUUGUGUCCUGGUGCACACAGGUGGUCCCCCCUGCGAACCAGCAGCUUCAGCUGCUCGCACAGCGACUCCCGUCCUAACCCCCCCUUCCGACACCACUUCCUCCCCCAUGGCAAAGGCAACGAGCCGUCCAGCGGCCGGAACUCCCCUCUCCCUUACCGGCCCGACAGCCGCCCUCUAACUCCAACUUACGCUCAGGCCCCCAAACAUUUCCAUGUUCCAGAUCAAGGGAUCAACAUUUACCGAAAGCCACCCAUCUACAGACAGCAUGCUGCCUUGGCAGCCCAGAGCAAGGCUUCAGAAGAAAUCAUCAAGUUUUCCAAGUUCCCUGCAGCCCAGGCGCCAGAUCCCAGCGAGAUUCCAAAGAUUGAGACGGACCAAUGGCCCGGUCCCCCCUCCCUUGCCGCUGUAGGAACGGACAUGAGGCGCAGAUCUAGUGGCAGAGAGGAAGAUGAGGAGGAGCUUCUGAGACGCCGGCAGCUUCACGAAGAGCAAUUGAUGAAGCUCAACUCGGGCCUGGGGCAGCUGAUUCUGAAGGAAGAGAUGGAGAAGGAGAGCAGAGAAAGAGCGUCCCUGCUGGCCAGUCGCUAUGAUUCGCCCCUGCACUCAGCUUCGUGUGCUCCUUCCUCGAAAACCUCAUCUCUCCCCGGUUAUGGAAAGAAUGGCCUUCACCGGCCCGUUUCCACCGACUUCGCUCAGUACAACAGCUACGGGGACGUGAGCGGCGGAGUCCGGGACUACCAGACCCUACCAGAUGGCCACAUGCCAGCAAUGAGAAUGGAUAGAGGCGUGUCCAUGCCCAACAUGCUGGAACCAAAGAUAUUUCCAUAUGAAAUGCUCAUGGUGACCAACAGAGGGCGCAACAAAAUCCUAAGAGAUGUGGAUAGAACCCGGCUGGAGCGCCACUUAGCCCCAGAAGUAUUUUGGGAAAUCUUUGGGAUGUCCAUACAGGAAUUUGACAAGUUACCUCUUUGGAGACGCAACGACAUGAAGAAAAAAGCUAAGCUCUUCUAACUCCCUCAAGUGAACGGCCAUCGGAAAGAGGACUCAGCGGCCGAGCUGCCUAGAACGUUGUGCUAAGGCCCAGAACCGAUUAGAGAAUUUACUCACCACCGUCUCCCAGGAGCAACACGAGGGCAAAUCUGAUCUCCAUGCCCGCAUCCUGGGCCAAGCAACAAUGGGAUAGGACUUUCUGUGUUCCCAGACUCAGCAGUAAUGUCCACGCGUGGCCUGUUCAUGUCACUUUGUGUCCACACAGGGUCUUCUUUCUCCAUUUCAUUUUCCCCUUUAACUGAUGUCUAACUGCGUGCUGCCUGUACUGGUGAGAGUCAGCAAGUGCCCUUAGGAAGCCGCACGGGAGAGGGAUGACUGGGCGUCCUGAAGAGCAGUCUAUUUAUUACGUAUCACUGUGGCUGAGGAGGCUCCAGGGGCCGCAGCAACCUGGUGGCAGCAGCUCGGCCUUUCCCUGGCAGCCUCCCUCAGGUGUGCCUGGGCUCUGGGGGAAUGAAUCACCAUCAGGGAGCAGGUAGCUCCAAGUGCGUGGCUGAGAACCAGCAAAAAUGAUUUAAAUAAGCACGUGUUCUCUUCCUGUAUGCUGGGACCUGGCUGGCCAACUGCUAGGGGGAAAAAUUAAAGAGAAAGGAAAAGGAAAAAGGAAUGAAGGAAGCCCUCCCUGAAUGCUUUUUCUGCUUAGGAUGAUGUGUUCAAUGCUUUCUCCCUACAAACUGACAGGAGCUGGUGUGCUCACCCUUGCAAAGACAGGAAAGGCAAAAAGAGCUUCCAGACUGGUCCAGCUGCUGGUAGGUGAUGUUGGUUCAUGAGUCAUGACUCUCUUAGAGAAAGUCUGUGCCUGGCUGCCGCCACAGGUCUGCCCUCAGGGUCCCCCGCCAUCUGUCUGGCUAGGGGUCAGGUCAAGCCCACGCUGGCUUUGUAUUUUAAGGGCGUAGACUGAAGGAUGGCAUGUUCUUCUUCAGAUCUACAACCCUGAAGUAGACGGCAUCACACAGAGCCCCCGUGGCCUGGUUUAAGUUUCCUUCUUGCCUAGCCUAACAUGUAUUCAGUGUGUAACUCACCUAGGACGGUUCUAUGGGUCUAUAUGUGCUUUGUAAUUUCUGCUUAAAUGCUGACCACACUGUGCUGUGGCUUUAAAGGGGCAUUUGCACAAGAGCAUGUAACCAAAAAUCAAGAGUGAGGCUCAGGGGUGCUCAGCAUAUCCCGGGAGCUGGAGAGACUCACGCUGGGUUCAGACUGUGGACCGCAGAAGUAAGGCCACGCUAGGUCAGGGCUCAGAACUUCUCACAGACCCCUUCCACACCAGUCUCCCAGGCCCGUGUCAGAUCUGUCAGGUAACAGGAGGGCUGUCGUGCUGGCCUGGAUAGAUGGGUCCCACUCCUCGGGAGACAGAUUGCAAAAGUGGGUUUCUCCCGCGGCUUCUGGUUUCUCCCCAGGUUUUCAUUGUUUGGCCUAGAUGCCCUGCCCGGCACUGGCUGCCUCCCAGCACAAGGUCUGUGCCACCUGCUUCUCAUGUUACCCUGGCAGCGAGCAGGAUGGGGAGAAAGGAACAGUUGGCAGAGCUGGUGGCCUAGUGGAAGGCUUUACGCAGUAGGGAGAUAAAUGUUAUCACUCCCAAUUGUGCUGGUGAGAAAAACCAAAGUGUUCAGGAGACAGGUCAUUGCUAAGAUUCCAUGCCUGCUCUCCAUACAGUUAAUGUGGCUCUGUCUUGACAUGGGAAAAUUCAGCUGAAAUGGAGGACAGUCUUUCUCUUUAUGCUGCAGAGGGCCUUGAGUGGGUUAAAGGACAUGCCUAGGAUUGCAAUAAUUGAAGAACUGAACUCUUAAAUUCUUGCAAUAACAAAACUCUGCUUUCUUGACCAUUUGAACUCAGUUCUCCAUCUAAUUUGCAAACAAAGUUUGCAUUCCACAUCAGUGCAGUAGUUCAUUUAAACUGUAUCAUGCAAAAAUGUACUGCUAGGAAACCCUGUAAGGGCCCUGCUGCUCUGGGAGAGGAUUGUCCCGCCCAGAACCUCACUCCGUUCCUGGCAGAAGAUUCCAGAAGGGCGCACUGAUGAAGGGCUGGUUCUAACAGCCAGACCCAGCGUCUGUGACAUUAAGGGCUCUACAGGAUUGGCACGCCCAGAGCCUGGCAUGGGAGAGGUGUGUGCCUCACUUUACCGACCCAGUGGCUGAAAAGCAAAGCAGCUUGCUCCCCGGGGGAUUCUGUGGACGGCAGACUUGGUGCGUACAUUAAGGGCUCUACUUUUUAGCAUUUGACUUCUGUGUGACUUGAUACAGAUUGCAUGGCCUAGAAGAGGCUUCCAGGGCCACCUGGUUGUCUCAGUGCUUCCUUCAAAACCCCUCCUGGAGAGUCCAGGCUCUCGUGUCGUCUUCCUGUGCAACCUAUUAGGGAUGUGAAAAGCCUUUGAAAACAGCUAGCUCUGCACUUUCAUACUCACGUGGAGUUUGUCAUGAAAUAUUUUUAAUAUCACUCCUUUGACAACUAAAUAUGAACUGCCUGUUCUCCGGAACCUCAGAGAGAAAAGCUGGAGUAAAUAGGAACUAAGGUGCAAAAACAGGGAGGGAGGAUAGUUUUCUAUCUGUCCUGUCCUCUGUUCUCCCAAGUCCUGAUUCUGUUGCCUCCAGCCCGAGCCUCCCCUCUCCCAGGGCACCCGCCUUUGUCAUUUCCAUCUGUCUUCUGUGGGUCACCUCCACUGUGGGGAGCCUCAGCUGCUGAUGUUUCUAAAGCAGGCAUCUUUUCUAGUGAUUGCUUCCCAUGAUUCUGUCAAACUUUUGCAAGUUUAAAAGAAUUCAAAUUAACCUCUUUUGAGUCUUUGUUAAAAAAGAAAAUAUCUCAAGCAAACUCGAAGUGGCACCCAAGGCGUGUUGCAGGAGCAGGCAGGGCCCCAGGCCAUGUGCUCCAUGAACUCUGGCUCAGAAAGAAUUUCUGGUAACUGUCAAUCUGUGCUUUCUGUGCCCACCUCCAUUUUGAGUUUCAUUCUUUUUCUUCUUUAGAAAAAGCAAGGCUUUAUACACUUCAAAUUCAUUCUUUUGUGCCCCUUUAAGAACUUUGUACCCAGAAAAAGAUGGUCGGGGCUUUGGGUUUGCAGUUACGUGUCUUCCGUGGGUAACACACAGGGAACGGCACCCCUCUGCUGGAACAGGACAAAUGCCUUCAGCAUCUGCAAGAUUACUGUUUCCAUUUUCUACCCGUGGAGCAGAGGGCGAUGGUGACAAAUGGAUGGGAGAUCGCUUCCACUUGCCUGUGUUUAGUGUAAAAGCUCACCAAGGAAGGGACUGCCUCAAGGGGACACUCUCAGCAGCGACUGUGCUCAGCAAAGUCAACAAAGCCAGCCUGUUCUCCCCAGGCUUGAUGUCAUCGAGUGGCGUCAUUACUAAUUCUGUCCUGCAUCUCCCAAGAGCGGCAGCGAGCCACUUCCCAGGGUGAAAGAUGGAAAGACAUAAGUCUGCAUGUAUCAUGUUCAGAAAGGUUCUGAUGGACAUGCAAAUAUUUUACCUUAUGGAAGUGAAGACAGUUGUCCAAUGAAUUGGUGUUUGGGGGGUGGGGAGGGUUUGUACAGAUGUAUCUGGUGGUAAAUGUAGGCGGUUUCCGUGAGACGCCAAAGCCCCUGAAUUGAAUCUCUUCUAAGUAUGGUCACUGGGAUCGAUCACCUCAUGAAAGGCCUGCCCACCCUCCCUGCCUUCCUUUCCCUUCCCUUGUGAUAUGAAAGCAAAUGUUCAGAAGUCUGUGUGAAGCUGUCUCAUGUUCCCUGUGGAAUCCAGUCUAUGUGUGUCUGCCUGAGCACCCGGUGCUUGGGCGUGGAGGAGGGCUGGACCUGCAGGCCUCACGGAGCUCCCCCAGCUGCCCUGCAUCCGGGUUGCAGGCAGCACACAGCACCCUCCUUCACCUCUGUACUCAGCUCCGUGAAUAAAGUGACAUGCUUCCUCCCUGA